AUGGCGGGUCAAGACAAGAAGAAGUCUAAGAAGAAUGGUGUCAGAGGCGACAGUGGCCCGGUGAUCACCGAUCCUCGAUUUGCGAGUAUUCAGUCAGAUCCACGCUAUCGCCUCCCAAGUAAACGGCAUACUCGCGUCCAGCUCGAUAAGCGCUUUGCGCAUAUGCUCGAUGACAAAGAUUUCUCUCGAAACGCUGCCGUUGAUCGAUAUGGGCGCAAGUUGGCCAAAGACGAUACGAAAAAACAGCUCAAGAAGUUCUACCGGAUCGAAGACGAGGACAGCGAAGAAGAGGAUGAGGAUGACAACAUCAGCGUCGAUGACGACGACGAGGUGCAAAAAGAGUUGAACCGUGUGGAGGAACGUCCAUACGACCCAGCGAGAGAUGGUGGUUUCUCAGAUUCGUCGUCAGAGGAAAGCUCCAGCGACGGGGAAGACGAGUCUGAGGUAGAGGAGCCGGAGGAAGAGGUCGAUUUCCCUGACAAGCAGCAGGUCAAUGUUCCUCUUGGUGAAGUGACAUACCGUAUCGCUGUCGUCAACUUGGACUGGGAUAACAUUCGCGCGGAGGAUUUGAUGGCAUGCUUCUCCAGCUUCUUGCCAGCAGGCGGCCGUGUUCUGAACGUUACGGUCUAUCCUAGUGAAUUUGGCAGAGAGCGGAUGGAAAAAGAAGAAACCGAGGGCCCGCCCCGCGAGAUCUUCGCAGCUACAAAUGCGGCGGAAGAUGAUUCUUUGAACAACGAGUUGGAUUCUGAUGAGGAAGAGGAGCAGAUCAAAAAAUCCCUGCUGAAGGCCGACACUGGCGAAGAGUUCAACUCCACGAAGCUGCGCCAGUACCAGCUCGAGCGACUCCGCUACUUCUAUGCCAUUCUGACGUUCUCUACAAAGGAGUGCGCUAAGCAUGUGUACGACCUUGUGGAUGGUGCCGAGUAUCUUUCCAGCGCCAACUUCUUCGACCUCCGCUUUGUUCCAGAUGAUACCGACUUCUCAGAUGACAAGCCACGCGAUUCGUGUUCCCGAAUCCCUGAUGGGUACAAGCCGAACGAGUUUGUCACAGAUGCGUUACAACACAGCAAAGUUAAGCUGACCUGGGACGCGGAUGACAAGUCACGGAAAGAGGCCCAGGCUCGCGCAUUCCGUGGGUCCCGGAAGGAAAUCGAGGAGAACGACCUGAAAGCCUACCUCGGAAGUGAUAGCUCCGAGAGCGAAGGCGAGGAAGAUGGUGGCGUGGAAGUCGUUGACAAUACAACGAAUGAAGGCACUACUACCAAGCUUUCGAAAAAGGAAGCCGAGAAGCAGCGUAUGCGAGCUCUGCUCGGCCUGAGCACCGAGCCAACGCCAAGCUCGAAAUCAUCUGGCCCUGUUGGUGAGAUGGAGGUCACGUUCACCUCUGGACUCGCAGGUGGCCAUGGCAAAGACGGUGGCAUCUUCGAGAACGAACCCCAGAUUGAGGAGACGGCGCUUGAACGUUACGUGCGGAAAGAGCGCGAGCGUAAGAAGCGUCGUAAGGAACGUCGCAAAGCUGAAAAGAUGGGUGAAACGACCGAGGGAGCCGAGGUCGAGGCUCCAUCGAACGCCGACAACGAACCAGCCGUCGACGAGACUACAGAAGCAGACUUGGGCUUUGAUGAUCCGUUCUUCGACGAUCCCAGUGGCAAGACGACUUCUGCAGCUCGUCGGAAGGAGGAGAAGCGCAAGAAGCGGGAGGAACGCGCUGCGGAAGAAGCUGCUUCUGCUGCCCAGCGCGCCGAGCUGGAGCUAUUGAUGUUGGAUGACGAAAAAGCCAAGAUUCAACACUUUGACAUGAAUGAGAUUGAGAAAGCAGAGAAACAGGCUCGCCGGAAGGGUAAGGGCAAGGCCAAGGGCAAAAACAAGCAGAUUACUGUUCAGGAUGACUUCAAUGUCGAUGUCAAUGAUCCUCGAUUCUCCCGACUGUUCGAGAGUCAUGAAUUUGCUAUCGACCCAACCAAUCCUCGUUUCAAGGCAACAUCCGGCAUGAAAGCCCUACUUGACGAGGGUCGCAAGCGACGACACACCGGAGAUGACGGUGAGACAGAACCCCCUAGGGAAAUUCGAGAUCGGUCAAAGAAGCAAAAGAAAUCAACUACCGACUCAGGGCUCGACGACUUGAAAUCUUUGGCCGAUAAGGUCAAGCGGCGAUCAAAGGCAUGA
Molecule: messenger RNA, 2166 nt
Organism: Penicillium diatomitis
Lineage: Eukaryota; Fungi; Ascomycota; Eurotiomycetes; Eurotiales; Aspergillaceae
Product: pre-rRNA-processing protein ESF1
Exons: 2
Coding region: 1-2166 (721 amino acids)
Biological process (GO): rRNA processing
Cellular component (GO): nucleus
Molecular function (GO): RNA binding
Source: RefSeq, a predicted model, not a curated record